UGAAUUAUGGGAACGGGCACUGAUUUUCCGAAAACACCAACGUUGAAUAUGUUCAUUUUGAUGGUCAAAAAAAUCCACUGAAAUCAUCUAAACAGAUCAAAUUCCCUGGAAAACAUCCAGUGUGAAAGAUGUUUCUCUACAACCUGACCCUUCAAAGGGCUACAGGUAUUACCAGUGCUAUUCAUGGAAACUUUUCCGGCUCAAAACAUCAAGAAAUUGUUGUGUCCCGCGGAAAGAUAUUGGAAUUGCUUCGCCAUGAUCCAAAUACUGGAAAAAUCUAUCCAGUACUGUCAGUGGAAGUCUUUGGAAUCAUUCGGGCUCUUAUGCCAUUUAAAUUGACUGGAGGAUCUAAAGAUUAUAUUGUUGUUGGUUCUGAUUCUGGGAGAAUUGUCAUCUUGGAGUAUAUGCCCUCGAAGAAUAUUUUUGAAAAGGUUCACCAGGAAACAUUUGGUAAGAGUGGCUGUCGAAGAAUUGUGCCUGGACAGUUUCUGGCAGUUGACCCGAAAGGAAGAGCUGUAAUGAUUGGUGCUGUUGAAAAACAAAAGUUGGUCUAUAUAUUAAAUAGAGAUGCUCAGGCUAGAUUAACUAUAUCAUCACCAUUAGAGGCACAUAAAUCUAAUACAUUAGUCUAUAAUAUUGUUGGUGUUGAUAUUGGAUUUGAAAAUCCUACGUUUGCCUGUCUUGAAAUAGACUAUGAGGAUGCUGAUCAAGAUCCUACAGGUGAAGCUGCAGCUAAAAGUCAACAACUUUUAACUUAUUAUGAAUUAGAUCUAGGGCUAAAUCAUGUGGUCAGAAAAUACUCAGAACAGUUGGAAGAACAUGCUAACUUUUUAAUAUCAGUACCGGGUGGUAAUGAAGGACCUAGUGGUGUAUUAAUUUGUUCAGAGAAUUAUAUAACUUAUAAAAAUCUGGGAGAUCAACCCGAUAUUAGAUGUCCUAUACCCAGACGAAGGUAUGAUUUAGAUGACCCAGAAAGAGGAAUGAUAUUUGUAUGUAGUGCUACACAUAAAACUAAGUCAAUGUUUUUCUUCUUGGCUCAAACAGAACAAGGAGAUAUAUUUAAAAUAACUUUAGAAACAGAUGAAGAUAUAGUGACAGAAAUUAGAUUAAAGUAUUUUGAUACUGUCCCUGUUUCGGCUAGUAUGUGUGUUCUCAAGUCUGGCUUUCUAUUUGUUGCUUCAGAAUUUGGCAACCAUUACCUAUACCAGAUUGCACAUCUAGGUGAUGAUGAUGGAGAACCAACAUUUAGUAGUGCUAUGCCUUUGGAGGAGGGGGAUACCUUUCUCUUCUCUCCCCGUCCCUUAAAAAAUCUUGUAGUAGUUGAUGAAAUGGAUAGUUUAUCUCCUAUUAUGAGUUGUCAGAUAGCCGAUUUAGCUAACGAAGAUACACCUCAGUUGUAUACAUUAUGUGGACGUGGUCCAAGAUCAUCUCUUCGAGUAUUACGUCAUGGAUUAGAGGUAUCUGAGAUGGCUGUAUCUGAAUUGCCUGGUAAUCCUAAUGCUGUAUGGACAGUCAAACGCAGAAUUGAUGAGGACUAUGAUGCCUACAUUAUUGUAUCUUUUGUGAAUGCUACCUUAGUAUUGUCUAUUGGUGAGACUGUAGAGGAAGUGACAGAUUCUGGUUUUCUGGGUACAACGCCUACAAUAUCGUGUUCACAACUUGGAGAUGAUGCCUUAGUUCAGAUUUAUCCAGAAGGUAUUCGUCAUAUCCGAUCGGAUAAGAGGGUAAACGAAUGGAAAACACCAGGUAAAAAAGCCAUUGUUAAAUGUGCCGUCAAUCAAAGACAAGUAGUGAUCGCCUUAACAGGUGGAGAAUUGGUCUAUUUUGAAAUGGAUCCGACUGGUCAACUAAAUGAAUAUACAGAGAGAAAAGAAAUGUCUGCAGAUGUUGUUUGUAUGGGUAUCGGUCGUGUACCUCAAGGUGAACAAAGAUCACGAUUUUUAGCUGUUGGAUUGGCUGAUAAUACUGUUAGAAUAGUCUCCCUUGACCCUAAUGAUUGUUUGUCUCCACUGAGUAUGCAGGCAUUACCAGCUCAACCUGAAUCACUAUGUAUUAUAGAGAUGGGUGGUACAGAAGCUAAAGAAGAUACAAAUGAACCAGGGACAUCUGGUGGUCUUUAUCUAAAUAUAGGUUUACAGAAUGGUGUAUUACUGAGAACAGUAUUAGAUAUGGUAACUGGUGAUUUAUCUGAUACACGUACAAGAUAUUUAGGUUCAAGACCUGUUAAAUUGUUCAGAAUAUCGAUGCAAGGAUCAGAAGCUGUGUUGGCUAUGUCCAGUAGAACAUGGUUGAGUUAUACAUACCAAAGUAGAUUUCAUUUAACACCCUUAUCUUAUGAAUCUUUAGAAUAUGCUUCUGGUUUUGCAUCUGAACAAUGUCCUGAGGGUAUUGUAGCCAUUUCAACUAACACUUUACGUAUUUUGGCAUUAGAGAAAUUAGGAGCUGUGUUUAAUCAAGUUUCUUGGCCACUGCAAUAUACACCAAGAAAAUUUGUUAUUCAUGAAUCAAACAAUUUAUUUAUUAUUGAAACUGAUCACAAUACUUAUACUGAAGAAACAAAAACACAAAGAAAACAACAAAUGGCCGAGGAAAUGAUUGAAGCGGCUCAAGAAGAGGAACAGGAGUUAGCAGCAGAAAUGGCAGCAGCAUUUUUAAAUGAAGAAAGGCCAGAAUCUGUAUUUGGUUCACCUAAAGCUGGUAUGGGACUGUGGGCGUCUGUCAUUAGAGCUAUAAAUCCAUUAACCGGUGAAACUCUGGAAAAAAUAAACUUGGAACAAAAUGAAGCUGCUCACAGUAUAGCGCUAGUGAAAUUUGCCAAUAGAAGUGAUGAUACUAUAUUAUUGGUUGGUGUAGCUAGAGAUCUUGUGUUAAGUCCCCGUUCUUUAAGUGGUGGAUAUAUCUAUGCCUACAUAGUAAAAGAAAAUGGUACAAAAUUAUCAUUCUUACAUAAAACAUCUGUUGAUGAAGUUCCUGGUGCAAUCACUCCCUUUCAAGGAAGAGUUUUAAUAGGAGUAGGCAAAUAUCUACGUAUCUAUGAUCUUGGAAAAAAGAAAAUGCUGAGAAAAUGUGAAAAUAAGAGUGUACCUAACUUUAUAGUAAAUAUCCAUACUAUGGGUAAUCGUGUGUUAGUAUCUGAUAUACAAGAAAGUUUUCAUUUCUUACGAUAUAAAAGACAAGAGAAUCAGUUGAUUAUAUUUGCUGAUGAUACAAAUCCACGUUGGAUAACCUGUUCAUGUCUAUUAGAUUAUAAUACUAUGGCUGGAGCAGAUAAAUUUGGCAAUGUUACUUUGGUACGUCUACCAAUUAGUGUGUCCGAUGAUGUAGAUGAAGAUCCUACUGGUAAUAAGGCAUUAUGGGAUAGAGGUGUAUUAAAUGGUGCUACACAAAAGGCCGAUAUUGUAUCCAAUUUUUAUGUAGGAGAAGUGAUAACAUCCUUACAGAAGGCUACUUUAAUACCUGGUGGAUCUGAGUCUCUAGUUUAUACCACACUUUCUGGUGCUAUAGGCAUGUUAGUACCAUUUACAUCACAUGAAGAUCACGACUUUCUGCAACAUUUAGAGAUGUAUAUGAGAACAGAACACCCACCUUUAUGUGGAAGAGAUCAUUUAGCUUACAGAUCAUAUCAUUAUCCAUUAAAGAGUGUUAUAGAUGGUGAUUUAUGUGAAAUGUUUAAUUCUAUGGAAACCAGUAAACAGAAAAGUAUGGCUGAAGAAUUGGAUCGUACACCAGCUGAGGUAUCAAAGAAAUUAGAAGAUAUUCGUACAAGAUAUGCUUUCUAAAUAAAAACAAA
This is a messenger RNA of Patella vulgata (common limpet), 3790 nucleotides long. Its product is annotated as splicing factor 3B subunit 3. The transcript is spliced from 27 exons. Lineage: Eukaryota; Metazoa; Mollusca; Gastropoda; Patellidae. Gene Ontology annotation, biological process: mRNA splicing, via spliceosome. Gene Ontology annotation, cellular component: U2 snRNP; nucleus. The record is from RefSeq and is a predicted model, not a curated record. Gene Ontology annotation, molecular function: U2 snRNA binding; protein binding. The coding region runs from base 129 to 3779 and encodes 1216 amino acids.